Messenger RNA from Aplysia californica (California sea hare), 2998 nucleotides. RefSeq lists its product as uncharacterized. The record is from RefSeq and is a predicted model, not a curated record. The transcript is spliced from 3 exons. NCBI's taxonomy places the organism in Eukaryota, Metazoa, Mollusca, Gastropoda, Aplysiida, Aplysiidae. The coding region runs from base 640 to 2976 and encodes 778 amino acids.
UGUCCAGCAAAGAAAUUGCUAAAAAAGGCUUCAUCGGAAUGCGGAAACUUUGGUUGGUUUGAUGUUCACAUGAAAAAAGAAGGGGUAUUGAAGAAGGAGCUGUGACCAAUAAAUGAUCAAAGGUAUUCAAUGCCAUCUCAUCAUAAUUAUAAACGCCGCUGUUGCAUAUUUACAUUACGUUGGUGUUAGAUUUGUGCUAUUAUUGGAAAACAAUAAUCCAGAGUGUUAACCAGGCACAACAAAUACAGAAACAUGAAUAUUUGUCUUGAGUGCAACUACACUUUGUAUGGUUUCCUUCACGUUUUCUGUCACACGGAUAUUUUUACAACUAGCAAUGAAUGCCUAGACGUCUCUCGAACAGGCAACAAGGAGACACCUUUAUUGUCUUUUCUCUCCUUGACGGUUGGAGCGUGACGAAAGGCUUCAUCAAAUUCUUUACUUUCCUCAACGUUGAGCUACAUUCGUCUGGUCAAAACUGACCCCCCACAGGCACGGUACGGUGGGGGUCGCAUAAACAGGUUUGAAAUGUCGCGGCUAGUUUAUAAAACUUCGGGUUCGGUUGUAAAAUUCAGGGAGUAGCGGCCUAAGCCGAAAAGGUUUGUGAUCAGUUUACACUGUGACUGGAGCGGGCGUAUAGAGAUGGCUAACAAAAAGAUGUUCCUCCUCUGUCUCGUCACUGUACUGGCUCACUGCCACGCCUCGGCAGAUCUCUCACGGCCCCAGCUACACGCUUUUCCAGGCCAUGCCAAUGCCAACAAUUUCGGCAGUCCACACAACAGUGCCGCGUACGGUAAUCCUCUCCCUGGUAAUAACCCUGGAUAUGGUUCCUUCAACAAGGGCGCCAGAAAUGCUGGUUCAUUCUACCCUGGAGCUCCCAAUUUCGGCGCCAACCCACCGGCCAAGCAAGCGCCAGUUGUGCCUGUAAAGGCGGCCGUUCCUGUAGCUGUUCCGUAUCCAGGUCAAGCUAAAGUCUUCGCCAACCAGAUCAAACCGGGACAGAACAUCCUUCAAGGGCGAGGUGUCCCUCAGGACCGAAAUGUCUUCAAACCUCUUCAGACAAACAGCUUCAAACCACAACAGUCACAAGUCCCGGCAUUUUUACCCAGUUCCAGCUCCGGUCAAUACCCCGGCAACAAUGUCUAUCAACAAAACAGAGUCUUCCAGCCCGUCAGUUUGCCCAAAGAAAAGAGUGCUGAUCGUGAGCGGUUUCUGCCAAUUCUUGAUAACAGAUACAUUCCACCUACAACCUUCAAAAAAGAACCCAAGUCUCUGGGGUCUGCAGAUUCUCUCUUCGCUAUCGCUGACCCAAAAAUUGACAGACGCAACGCCAUCAACUCUUACGUGCCCCAGAACAACUUUGUCGACCCAACCAACUUCAUCAUACCGACUGACGACAAGUACCAGAUCGUGGACUCUGUCUUCGGAGGGUUCGGGAAAGCCAUCAGUUCAGGCCCUAGCUCCUUCCCCGGUGGUUCAAAAGGAAUAGGCACCGUUGGAGGUCUAAGAAAUAGUUUUAUGGGCAUUGGACCAAAGUUUGGAUUCCAGGGAAAUCAGGGCACAUUUGGCAUCAACAGCUCACCGCUGGGAAGCAGCCAACAAUUCCAGAAGAAAAACAAUAAUCUCCAAAAGACGACAUUAGGGAAUGCGGACGGUGGUAACUUCGUUAGGGCACAAGGACAGCUGCUCAAAGCAACAUCUGCGCCUUUCGUAAGUGGUUCAAAGAGCGGCGACAAUUUCCUGCAAAAACAAGGCUUUGCUGAUCAGGGUCGCCAGACCUUCAACAACAACUAUGAUUCGAAAUCUAGCGACAGCGGCAACAGACUCAUUCGUAACUUCGGAGGCGAUUCAUCAGGAUCUGUCUUUUCCAAACCGGCGCCUUCAAACUUCGGCGGUUUCAGUUCUAACCCUGGCCCUGAUAUCUUUAAAGAACGAGUAGGUUCCCAGUCACCAUAUGGAGACACGAGUCUGUUCAAUUCCCCCCAAAGCAUGACCCCUCUGUUCACGGGUUUUACUCCAAACAAACGUCUAUCAGUAAAUGACUUCAGAUCCAAAGAUCUUCUGGGAGACAAGGACUUCGGUGUCACUCCCUAUGACAAGAAUCGUCAGACAUCCUUCAAUCUAGUCGGCGGCAACAACGAUUUUAAUAAUUUUAACGGAUUCCCACAGUACAACAACCCCACUACUAAAACACAAAGUACCCUGGCGGCAGGCACUAAAGGCAACAACCUAUUUGGGGUGGGCCAGUCAACCCUCAGCAAGAACGGUUACGACAACUCCAACGGUGGAAGCCAGUCUUAUUCAAAAUCGUUCGGCGACAACUUUGCCACCGGCUCAAGUGGUAGAUUCGGCGGAAGCACCGGUGCCAGCCAGUACAACAACAACGCCGGGAACUCGGGCUCGGGUGGUGGGAAGUUUAACACCUUCGGGAACGGUCUCGGAAAGUCUGGUGGCUCCGUCAGUCUCGGCGACACUCACAGCGGCUCGGCCGGCGGGUUCCCGAAGAGCCAGAGCUACCAGGAGGUAGACAGCACGAAGAACGGGGGCGGGUACAGCCACGGAAACAGCUACGCCAAAGACCUGGGCUACAACACCGGCAGCAGCAGCGGCGGUCAGUACAGCGAUAGCGACAAUCAGCACCACGACUUCCAGGACGGCUACGACCGCCAGCAGACCAAGGCAGACAAGAAGUCCUUCAGCAACUCGGACGGUUAUAACAACGCUUUUAGACAAGGGAAAAACUUCGAUGUAACCGACGGCUACAACGACAACGUCAACUACAACAACAAGAACUCCGACUCCAGCCAGACUCAGUACACCACCAAGGAGGGCUACGACCAGGGGGUCUCCAACGUGGCCUCUGGACUGGCCGGCGGUCAGAACAUUGACCCUUACAGGGGUCUACGCUCGUCCGUGCAACAGGGUGUUGGUCCUAACGCCAGUUACAAACCGUUUGACGUUAACAAGCGAGUAUUUUGAAUAAUAAAUAAAGUGUUGCAUA